CCAAAGAGAUAUCUGCUGCUCGACGUCCCCUCGUUCUGCAGUUGCACGCAAGUCUCUCGUCCGUGCGACACGAUCAACCCUCGGAGAAGCCUCAGCGGUAUUUUCUAGAUUCCAGAGUUCUGAGCUGCAGGAUGACCCGGCCAAAUGUGAGGAGGAGACACUCCGAAAUAUCGCAGUUGGAGUCGGUCAUUAAAAUAUCGAGCCUACCGAUCGUCGAAAGCGGUAUAAACAUAGCCGGAAACGUUUACCACAGGAUCAAGCGUUCGAAUUCUCUCGUGAACUGGAGCCUCGAUACUGCCGAGCAAUCUCUAGCUGCGGCAACGGCUUCGGCGAAACCGGCUCUCCUUGUGCUCAAUGGACCGAUAUCAACGAUUGAUCAGUUUCUCUGCAAAGGGAUAGACAUCGUCGAGCAGAGAGUGCCGGCGUUGAAUCUACCGCCACAGCUCCAGAUGUACGUCAAUACAAAACAAUUCGUGAGCAAACGAUUGGUCAAACCAAUGCUGAUGCGGGCUGGAAGCGUUAAGCAGAUGGGCAGUAACGCAGCUAAUCGUGCUGCGGAUAGGCUGGACGGCGCCCUGACUGUCGCCGAGGAGUACGUCGAUCGCUACUUGCCCCCUGACCCCUCGGACAAGACGGCAGACGGUAAGGAUGCCACCAGCAGCACAGUCGUAGGGCUACGUGAUCGCGGAAAUUCUGUUCAACGCGACAUUUUACGAUUGCUUGAAGGCACUUCGGACCGCAACGACCCAACCGAGGGGGUCAGCAAGACGGCAAGGACGAUACAUCACGGGGCCCGUUUCUCAAGGAAGCUGCAGCGUCGGCUGACGCGUCGCACCCUCGCCGAGGCUCGCGCCCUUAAGGAGCAAGGAACGGAGUGCAUUCACGUCCUUCUAUACGUCGCGGAGUUGGUCGCAACUGACCCAAUAUUGGCGCUUCAGAAGGCCCGGGAAUUGUGGAAGUCGCUCAGUCUUCCUGAACCCGAAAAUCAGGCCCGUCCUGCGACCCUGGAACAGCUUCUGGUUCUUUUGACCAGGGAAUCAGCUCGCCGUGUCGUUCAUCUCGUUAACGGAACAGCGACAAUUGCGUCGAGAGCGCCUCGACGAAUCGCUCGAAUCUUAGUCAGGACUUCGCAUCAGCUUCUAGAUGCCGUUGAAGCCACGGUCAAGAUGUUACCGAUUACCAACAACCGCAGCAACCCUCUCCCUCAGAUUUCUGCCAUCCGUGCCGCCAUCUUCAGGCUUCUACAAUUUUACGGUUCUACGACUAACAUUGCACUGGAACAGUUCGCAGCAUUUUUGGCUGGACGUCCGAAUUCUGGAAAGGUGGUGAACGCUCAAAACCGGCAGCAAAAUCACAACAAUCACGUUAUCGUUACCACCGACGUUUUGGCCAACGGUGUCGAGUAGUAUCGUGACCUGCAGAUUCAUCCUUGUCGAAAAUUUUCUUUAUUCAAAAAUUUGACGCCAAGGAUUUCGGAGAGACACUUGUCCUCUCUGAAAUCCUCCGGUUUAUUUCGAAGUGCUGUUACUAUCUUGGCUUUUUAUGUUGCUGCGCUGAUUUGUUCAUAAUACUCAAGGAUAGUUUUGAAGGACGAAAUUGCAGGAUUUUUAAUUUAGUUUCACAGAAAAUUUUUCACACAGCUAUAGAUCACUGAGGGUUCACACUCCUUCUUUUUAUAAUCGGUUUCUCCUUUGACUCACGAUUAUAUAAUCUGUCGAUGGAUGUGACUGUGGAUACUUCGAGCGGUGGAAGUUCUGCUACACGAGCUUCCACUCACUUGAAUCUUAUCAACUACGCGUAUGAAUAGCUCGUAGAUACGUAGCAGAUACUAAUAUAGGGGGGGUAAAAAGUAGAUAACGAACCCUAAGUAAAAUAUCCCGAGAGCAUAUUCUAAUCAAUAAAUGCAAGACGUCAAAACGUCGUUUUUAAAACUGCAA
This is a messenger RNA of Neodiprion virginianus, 1937 nucleotides long. It is a transcript of the gene Lsd-1, whose product is annotated as lipid storage droplets surface-binding protein 1. Gene Ontology annotation, biological process: lipid storage; positive regulation of triglyceride storage. The transcript is spliced from 7 exons. NCBI's taxonomy places the organism in Eukaryota, Metazoa, Arthropoda, Insecta, Hymenoptera, Diprionidae. Bases 132 to 1406 code for a protein of 424 amino acids. Gene Ontology annotation, cellular component: lipid droplet; cytosol. The record is from RefSeq and is a predicted model, not a curated record.